AUGGGAACUGUGUUUCAAAGCAUUUCUGCUGAAUUAUCCGCUGAAUUCGAAAAUUUAUUGUCCAAUAAUCACGCUAGGAGCUUUUUAGAACGAGUAUGCGAUUUGACAGGGACCCUGAUGAUCAGCAGUUCAAACAAUCCCCUAGUCGCACCCAAUUCUUUGAAAAUCUGUGGUUCGUGGGCUUCUGUAUCAAACGCACACAAUAUUCUUUCAUCAUACACUAUUGUACGUGACUUGAUGAAGACAGAUUUUGACGAUAAUGAUAAUUCGUGGGGUGAAAUUACUUCAAGUGAAUAUUUACCUACCCCUAAAAGAAGAAGAAAGAGUCGAAACCGAAAAAUUUGUAACCUAAUUCGAGAAAAUGAUGAAUUUAGUUCAAGUAUGAAGCUGAAAACAUCCCCUGCUAACCCUGAAAUACUUGAUAUUUGUCCUGAUUCUAAUACAGUUUCACCAAUACCUAUUCUCUUGUCAUCAAUUGGGAACAGUCAGACAUUUCCGGUCAAUUUGUCCAAACAAAAUGAAGAUAUUCCCGGGGAGCCUGUUCCAUUAACACCAGAAGAUGGCGACAUGUAUUUCAUUGAAAAUACAAAUAACCAAGUUACCGAUUUUCAGAACAGUGACAAUCAAAGUGCCAACACCGAAGAAGGGGGUAAGGGUAAAUAUCCCUGUACAUUGUGCAAACAUUACUCCACAACUAGUGCCAAGAAUUUAGAAGCGCAUUUGGAUCGAUUCCAUUUUAAACCUGUUACUUGCCAUAUCUGUGGAAGAGGAUUCGGUUACGAAAGAGACCUAAAAAGACACUUGUUGAAAAAUAAGUAUAGCUGUUCCACUGCAAAACGAUCCUUAAUAAACAAACAUUAUGUCACUAUCACCAGAUCUGAAUACGAUACUGAUGAACAAUCAAAUUCUGGUGUUGGGAACUCAAUUGAAGAUUUGGUUAACUUAUCAAAAGAAGGUCAAGAUGAAAGUUGCAAUGAUUCAAACAUCCAUCAUGAAGAUUUGCAGGCUUAUAGCACAAAAGUUUUUGAAACAGAAGAUUCUGGCUUCAAUUUAAACCUUAGAAUUAAAGAAGAACCUAAAGAACUAGAAGAACCAAAUCCGUUAGAAGUUAUUCCUAUUCAAAGUGUAUCAACAAAUUCAACAUCGCCACCAAAAGAAUCUACUGUUCAAACAUUACCAUCACCAAUAAAGCAGAGCCGAAAUUUGGAUAGUAGUACAAAUUCACCUGAAGAUGAAGAUGAAAGAAAUGAUUCGUAUCAGGAUUCUACCAUUCAAAGAGCACAAAUGCCUUCUCAGGAUCAGUUAAAAUUAAUGGAACAAGAAUUUGGUUCCAGCAAUUUUGACUUCAAUGUUGAGGAAGAUUUCACAACAGAAACAACUGGAGAAGUGACCAAUUAUUACUGCAAAAUUUGCACUUAUAUGGCACACAAGAAACAACAUAUGAUCGAUCACAUUUGUCGUAUGCAUAAGAAGCAGUUUGCCUGUGAGCAUUGUAAUUCAAUGUUUGGUCUAGUAAAAGAUUUGAAUAGACAUCUUCGUAGAACACAUGGUGUAGAUAUUCCCCUGAAAAAUUCACGGGGGACAAUUGUUAGACCACUUAUACCUCUUUGA
Mytilus trossulus (common blue mussel) is the source of this 1611-nucleotide messenger RNA. RefSeq lists its product as uncharacterized. Gene Ontology annotation, molecular function: DNA-binding transcription factor activity, RNA polymerase II-specific; sequence-specific DNA binding. The transcript has a single exon. The record is from RefSeq and is a predicted model, not a curated record. Lineage: Eukaryota; Metazoa; Mollusca; Bivalvia; Mytilida; Mytilidae. Gene Ontology annotation, cellular component: nucleus. Gene Ontology annotation, biological process: regulation of transcription by RNA polymerase II. Bases 1 to 1611 code for a protein of 536 amino acids.